Molecule: messenger RNA, 5224 nt
Organism: Toxorhynchites rutilus septentrionalis
Lineage: Eukaryota; Metazoa; Arthropoda; Insecta; Diptera; Culicidae
Gene: dlg1
Product: disks large 1 tumor suppressor protein
Exons: 16
Coding region: 613-3057 (814 amino acids)
Biological process (GO): chemical synaptic transmission
Cellular component (GO): postsynaptic density membrane; neuromuscular junction; neuron projection
Molecular function (GO): kinase binding
Source: RefSeq, a predicted model, not a curated record
UACUUCAAACAUGGCAGCGCAGACGUAUUAGAAGGCGACGCAUUACGAAAGCCGUGCGUCUUGUUGUUUCGGUAAUUUGAAACGGAAAACUACCUUUCCAGAGUGCAGAAAUGUGCGGUUAACGUUCGCUACGGUCGGUUUUUGCGAAUGGAGGUGUCGGAAGCGCCGAAAAUGGUGUGUGAACUGAUGUAAUUGUGAAAAUUUGCCAGUGCUUUUCUCCUGUGACUUAAAAAUGCGAUACCAAAAAAGUUGAGCAUAUACUAAUAUACAGCGGCACAGUUCGUUCGCUUGUGUGUUUGGGAUAGUGGCUGUGAUUUGUGCUGUAUACAGUGGGUAGGGAGGAAGAAAACUAAGCGUAAUAACAUCGAAUUGUGUGUAAAAAAAAGGAAUAAAAAAAAAGUGAAACGGGACCGGAAAACCGAACAAACUUUGGUUUCCGCUUGUGACAUAAUACCCGAGAAUGGAUUAUCCUUAACAAAUGAAGAAGGAGGCGAGAAGUGAUUUGUGUGUGUGUCUGUUGGUAUUAGAUUUGUGUGCCCAUGUGUGUUAGUGAUAAUUAGAAUUUCAAACCAAGAGUGAGAGGAACAAAAAAAACACGCAAAGUCGGAAGAGAUGACAACGAGGAAAAAGAAACGCCAACCGGAGGGAGGAGGAUUUCUCAAGAAGGUUUCGUCGCUGUUUAAUUUGGAUACGGUCAACACAUCCAAUUCGAGCGACGCGAAACAGCUCAAUGGCGAUGCCGUUUGGGAGUACGAGGAUAUUGCCCUGGUGCGUGGUUCCACUGGAUUGGGCUUUUCGAUAGCGGGCGGAACAGACAAUCCACACAUUAAUCUGGAUGCGUCGAUUUAUAUCACCAAAGUGAUUCCCGGUGGGGCUGCGUAUGCCGAUGGCCGACUACAGGUUAAUGAUUGCAUCGUUUCCGUCAACGAAAUGUCGGUAGUUAAUGUGAGCCACGGCGAGGCGGUGGAUGCGCUGAAAAAAGCUGGUGAUCGAGUAACGCUGCACAUACGAAGGAAACGACCACCGGCGCAAGCUCCCAAGCAGGAGGAAAUCGAUCUGGUGAAGGGUAACAAGGGGCUUGGCUUCUCGAUUGCCGGAGGUAUCGGCAAUCAACACAUCCCAGGUGACAAUGGGAUCUACGUGACAAAAAUCAUGGAUGGCGGCGCGGCACACGUUGAUGGACGGCUGGCCGUCGGCGAUAAGCUGAUAGCCGUGAGAACCAGUGACGGAGAGCGGAAUCUCGAGAACGUGGUGCACGAGGAAGCUGUUGCCACCCUGAAAGCAAUUACCAACAGAGCGACACUUAUUGUGCAGAAAACCAACAUCCUCCAGGCGCUGGCCAAUUCCAUCGGGAACUUGAAUUCGUUGUCCACGAAUGCGAUGAAUCAGGUCGGACAGACUGUCGUGGAUCAUGCCGUUGCCAGUGAACUGCGAGCGCACUCGCCGAUGCUGGAUAACUCGUCGUCGCGGUAUGCUUCAUCGAAUCUGCUGGAGUCGGGUUUGCCAGCCGGAACGCCGCGCGCCGUGAGCCAUGAGGAUAUUUCAAGGGAACCUCGAACAAUUGUCAUUCAGAAGGGUCCCUCCGGGUUAGGCUUCAACAUCGUGGGUGGCGAAGAUGGUCAGGGUAUCUUUGUGUCGUACGUGUUGCACGGUGGAGCGGCUGACGUAGGCGGUGAACUCAAACGAGGAGAUCAGUUGUUGAGUGUGAAUGGAGUCAGUCUGUCGGGUGCUUCCCACGAGGAUGCAGCGCAAGCGCUUAAGAACGCCGGUGGUACGGUUACACUGGUCGCACAGUAUCGCCCGGAGGAUUACAAUCGUUUCGAGCAGCGAAUACAAGAGUUGAAGCAGCAGGUUGUGGCCGGUACUGGAACUUUGCUGCGUACAUCCCAGAAGAGGACACUCUUCGUGAGAACAUUAUUCGAUUACGAUCCAAACCGCGACGAUGGUCUGCCGGGCCGUGGAUUACCAUUCAGGCAUGGGGAUAUAUUGCAUGUAACGAACGCCUCGGAUGACGAGUGGUGGCAGGCAAGGCGUGUGAUCGGAGAUGAUGAAGAGGAGAGCAUCGGAAUUGUCCCUUCGAAGCGACGAUGGGAGAGGAAGCAGAGGGCGCGUGAUCGAAGUGUUAAAUUCCAGGGACAUGCCGGCGGAAACAUGGAAAAGGUUUCGACGCUUGACCGCAAGAAAAAGAACUUCUCGUUCUCCAGACGGUUUCCGUUCAUGAAGAGUAAGGACGACAAAAACGAGGAUGGUUCGGACCAGGAGCCGAAUGGCAAUGUGUGUGAUCAGAACAAUCAUGAUUCAGAGCAACCUUUCAUGCUUUGCUACACACAAGACGAUGCAAAUGCCGAAGGGGAAAUAAUCUACCGCGUGGAGUUACCCGACAUGGAGCAGAUAACUCUAAUUUACCUGGAGAAUAAUGAUGCUGAUUCUGAGGAAAAUAUCCUCUCUUACGAGUCUGUCCAGCGCUUGCAGAUCAGCUACACCCGACCGGUGAUCAUUUUGGGCCCCCUGAAGGAUCGCAUUAACGAUGACCUCAUCUCGGAGUAUCCCAAUAAGUUUGGUUCGUGCGUACCUCACACAACACGACCGAAGCGCGACUACGAAGUGGACGGUCGCGAUUACCACUUUGUGGCUUCGCGGGAGCAAAUGGAGAAGGACAUCCAGAACCAUCUGUUCAUCGAGGCGGGGCAGUACAAUGACAACUUGUACGGAACAUCGGUCGCUUCGGUGCGUGAGGUGGCCGAGAAGGGCAAACACUGCAUCCUGGAUGUGUCGGGCAAUGCGAUCAAGCGGUUGCAGGUAGCGCAGCUCUACCCGAUUGCAAUCUUCAUCAAGCCAAAGUCGGUGGAGUCGGUUAUGGAAAUGAACAGACGGAUGACUGAGGAGCAGGCCAAGAAGACUUACGAACGGGCACUCAAGAUGGAGCACGAGUUUGGCGAAUACUUCACAGCAAUCGUACAAGGCGACACGAUCGAGGAGAUCUACAGCAAGGUGAAGAAUCUAAUCUGGUCCCAAAGUGGACCAACGAUUUGGGUGCCAUCGAAGGAAUCUCUAUGACCUCAGGCAAACAUAACGUGGACGCUGCCACCAAAUAUGCGCGCUAGACCCGUCUCGAGAUCCGGAUAUCAUCAUUGACGGUAGCCAAGGCCACCGCUGGGCGUUGAUCACGAAUAAACUCUCUCUCUCUCCCUCUCUCAGUGGGAGCGAGCGAAAGAACAUGAAACGGAAUCUGACAUACAUACAUACAUACAUACAUACAAUACAGAAGACACACAAACAAGCAAAAACGAUUAACGAUUCGAAUGUGCGCCAAAUGUGCGCGUAAAGUAAUUGAAAAAAGUAAAUUGAAAGCAAUUUCGCGCUGCUAGAAAGAAGUCGGGAUGAAGAGAAACACAUACAGAGCGAAACCGUGUUGUUGUUUAUUAUUAUUUUUAAAUUAUAUAUUGAUGCGAGCGUUCGAGAGAAAGGUGAGUAGAAUUUUUAAGAGAAAAUUGCAUUAAAUAUGGGACAUUUAUUUAAAUUAUUUUGUUCGAGAAUAAUAAACUUAUUAAUUAUUGAUGAAUGUUUAUUAAAUCAAUAUAUUUAUAUAAAAGAAUUACAUAUAUAAACUAAAUAUAUAACUAAAGGAAGAGCGAAUUAUUGGAAACUUGCAUAGAAAUAGUCUGAAUUUAGUCACAUAAAAAGUUCGUGCAUUAUUUUUGUCCAUUCGGAGUCCAAAUAUUUGUUCGAGACAUCCGAUGAAAGUAUGCUUCAAAACAAAACACCGCAUAAAGUUGGAUGAUGAUGACGAUGAUAAACUCACAUUUUCUGCUACGAUCGUCAAAUGAAAUGCGCUGGGCAGAAUCACAUUAAAUUUCGUCGCACUGAGAAGGAGCGAAAACCAAGUGCGUUGUAAUCGGCCCAAUCCUCAUUCGUAGUUGGUCUAAUUUUCGGACAAUCAUCGACGUAUUUUUCCUCUUUCAAUAGAUAUUCGUGAGAUAAGCAGUUAGACUAAAGACGCGCUUCUGAUAUGUAGAACAUAACUAUCAAAGCACGAAAUUUCUUUUCGAAUGUAUGAUUUAACUUUUGCUUACCCAUUAACAAAUUGACACUUUGGAAAGAAAAUGUACAACAUUUUGUUGGUUUUAGUACCAUAAAUAGAGCGAGAGUGUCAGAAAAUUUCACCCGCUUACCUCCAUUGGUAGUAUGUAACCGAAACCCUCCCUCCCAAUCGUCAGCAGCACGACAACGAACCUAACCUAGCGAGAACAGAAUCGGCAAUAGCUUUAAUGAUAUUAAAAAUCGUGCCAAAAUUAUACCACUCGUGCUUGCCUCUAAACCGCCCCUCCCCUCCGAAAAUCAUCGAAUCCGUUCAAUCGAUUUCCACAAACCAUCAAAAGAGUAACCAACGGUUAUGUUCCCAUAUUCGAAUAAACAAAAGCAACAAAUGUAGGGUAUAGUAUAGAAACAAAAGUAGUGCAACACGACAAAUAUUGGUUCCAAGUACCCUCCUCCCCUCUCUCUCUCAUUGUCUAGCAACAAACAAAGAAUGACAAAACAAGACAAAAACAUACAAAAAUAAGCUGCUUCUCGAUCGUCGCCACGGCCGACCCUAGCUAGUAGUGGCAACAUUUGAUAGCGACAAAAAGAAAAAAUAAACAGUUAUUAACUAACGUGAAGUUUCUACCCCCUUCUCUUAUCUCAUUGAAGGUCUUAACACAAACUAAAUAAGACAAGCAAGAAAAGAAAAGAACAACAACUAACUAGUUCGUCAGAAACGUAUAUAAUUGAAUUAGAAAGCUGCCUUAAAAAUCCCAUGUUUUAUAAAGGAAAACAGUUAUUAAAGCAAAGUAAUUUAAUUUAUAUUAGUGCAAAGCAAGUAAAGAAGCAGAUGGUGAAGCAUUAAAACAAAACCGAAAAGCGAUAACUAUGUGUAUAUAUGAUGAAAAAAAAGAAAACAAUGCAGAAUAAGUUGAUUAUCGAUAGCAGAAAGAAAAAAAAAAAAAUUAUAACAAAGACCUUCACACGAUUAAGAAUGAUUAUGAAGAAAAAACUUGUUAUUGGACGACAUGUUCGGAUCUAGCGGAAAAGGGAAAAAAUUAUGCACUUCCUCGUCACCCAUAAAAACACACUCACAAAGACACACACAUACAUUGAGACACCUAGUGGUGGUGGAAACAAGUGAGGAAAGAAAAUUGUUUAACUCUAGUAAUUGCAAUAAACGACAUUAUCCAAAAACACGUAA